ACCUCUCUCUUCUUUCUACAUGACUGCGCACCACUUUCAUUCCAGAACUCCCUAACACCAGCACACUUCCAUGGCCUGCGCCUGACCCAGACUCUGUAACGGCACACGGCGUUUGCCAUUUUGACCCAGACCAACACGGCCAUCUUGCUGCUCUGCAACACCCAGGACAGCAGGUCCACCAGACAAACAAGCCAUGGAAAACCAUACCACAGACUUAGCCGACUGGUCACUGACAACAGAAUUUGACUACGGUGAUUCAGCACCAUGCAUGGGAACUGAGGAAAAGCACUUUGCAGCAAACCUUUUGCCACCGCUUUAUUCUUUAGUGGUGAUAUUUGGCCUCAUAGGCAACAUGCUUGUUGUCCUUAUCCUGGUAAAAUACAAGAGACUGAAGAGCAUGACUGACAUCUACCUGCUUAAUUUGGCAAUAUCUGAUUUGCUGUUUAUAUUUUCUCUCCCUUUUUGGGCUUAUUACGCUGUUCAUGACUGGAUUUUUGGGGAGGCGCUGUGCAGAAUUCUCUCAGGCGUCUACCUCCUUGGCUUCUACAGCGGCAUCUUUUUCAUAAUCCUGUUGACCCUAGACAGGUACCUGGCCAUAGUGCAUGCAGUGUUUGCCUUAAAAGCUAGGACAGUUACCUAUGGCAUCCUCACUAGUGUUGUCACUUGGGCUGUUGCUAUUUUUGCUUCUGUUCCUGGGAUAGUAUUUCACAAAACUCAAAAGGAAAAUUCACGUUAUACCUGCAGUGCUCAUUAUCCGUCAGAGCAGAGAAAUGUAUGGAAGCAAUUCUUGACCUUAAAAAUGAACAUCCUGGGACUUGUUAUUCCUAUGUUAAUUAUGAUCUGCAGCUACACACAAAUUAUAAAAACAUUACUGCAAUGUAGGAAUGAGAAGAAACAUAAAGCAGUCAGGCUUAUUUUUAUCAUAAUGAUUGCCUACUUUUUUUUCUGGGCACCAUAUAACAUUUGCAUUCUCUUGCGUGAUUUUCAAGGUGCAUUUUCCAUCACUACUUGUGAAGGCAGUGGUCAGCUGCACAAAGCAACCCAAGUGACAGAAACAAUAUCAAUGAUCCACUGUUGUAUCAACCCUGUCAUUUAUGCCUUUGCCGGAGAAAAAUUUAGGAAGUAUCUUCAUAGCUUUUUCAGAAAGCAGAUUGCAUUCCACUUCUCUAAAUACUGUCCUGUUUUCUAUGUUGACACAGCUGAACGAGCUAGCUCCACCUACACACAAUCUACUGGAGAGCAGGAAGUUUCUGCUGCAUUGUAAGUUGUGUCUAGCGAAAAAGUGGAAUUGACUUUUGUUAAAUCAAAUCUUUGAUGAAAGCCUGCAGAAUUUGUCCUGGAUACUGGCUCUAAGGCAGCUGCAAAAAUCACAGAGUACAUAUGUACCAAAGCUUGUAUUUGCUCAUACAUUUGGGUAUUUGUAGGUAAAUUAAAAGGAUGUAUGAAACUAGAUACCUAGAUAUGCUAAUGUGGGAUUCGGUGGGAAAAGCGUUCUCUUAUUUUCUGAAUGUAAAAGCAUAGUUUUGUACUAUAGGGCCCAAAGCCACACAAAAGCUGAGGGACUAAGCUAGCAGGCUCAUAAACUAAUUUUUUGAAGUGAACUAGAGGUUAGAAAUUGGCACUGGUUCUUUGGAAAUAUUUCUUGACUGUACUUUACACAAGGUAUCUCAGUCAUUUAAACCCAGUCUUGGUCACAUCUUUCACUAGCCUAGUUGUGUAUCUCUAUAAAUAACACAAAAUCACUGAGGUCUGUGAUACAGAAUAUUUACAAGUAGCAUGUGAAUUUUUAUUACAUUUAGAAUAAACUCUGAUAUUUCAAGGUAUAUUUUUCUUUGCUUAUGGUUGAAUAUCAACCUCUUGGAUCUUUCUCUUAAGAGUUUUAACUGUUAGGUGUUGCUAUGUCAGUGACUUGAGAGUUUGGUAUUUCAGAAGGCUCUGUUUUCAUCAACUGCUUUUUUAUAUGCUAUUCAUACUAAAAAGCUAAUAUAAUGAUCUAUCAUUGAUCAGAAAAUCAAUGUGUUUACAAUAUUUUAAAAAUAAAGUAUUGCACAUGGAGCUUUAACCAGGUUACAUCAAAUGUGGACAAUGAGUCAAUCACACUUUAGCUUCUUAGUACAGUGAUUUUGCUUGUCAUUUUUCUAGCCUACAUAAGAGAAAAACUUCAAAAUAUAACACAAAUGAAGUUGUAAUGGCUGCAAAACCACAACAGCAUUAGAGGUGUGAAAAUGAUUUCUGAACAGGGUUCAGCCAGAUGUUUUUAGAGAUAAGCAUAUGCUACAGACAUUUAAGUUAUCAAAACAUAUGAGUAAGUGAAAAUAAUUUCUGUUCUAGAGAGUCAAGGGCACAGUGCAUCCCUUUUUAUGUUUUAGAAGCAGCUAUCAUAUGGGGGCUAUGACAAGGAUUUUUUCUGCCAUUUAGGAGUUUUACAGAGAGUCGAAUCUUCUAUAAUUAGUAAGACUGAUGAUCAAAUAUGACUGGGCUUCCCCUUAAAGCUCAGAUCCUACAAAGCACUUGAACACAUAGAAAAGAUGAAAUAAAUAUGGGGAUACUCACACACUUAAGAUCAUACCAUAAUCGCACUAUUAAUCAAUUUAGGUUGAGUUGUCCUUUCUAGCAUUUAUUUCCCCUAAAACAGAUGAGUUUGAAUAACUCUGGAGACAGGAAAUGAAAAGUGAAUAUUUUGAUUGCUGUUCUUCUCCAGCAGGGCAAUUUCUGUUUCCCAAUUCCCGUAGAUAGCCUUUUAAAUAAUAUUUUCAAAGAAGCAAAUGUUUCAAGCAGCCUCAAAGAUAUUUUACAUUGCCAAGUGCAUAUGAAAUCAGUAAGUGAAAUAGGGAAAUCUUGCUUAUCAAACCACUUGUUUUAAGUUACUCAGUUUUGUCAUAUUAAGCACCACUUUUGGACUACAUCCACAUGGGAAGUGUAACAAAAGUAUACUACACCUUCUAAUUUACAAGAUUUUCAGCUGCAGUGCUUUUUAAGACCCUGUGCAUCAGUUACUUUCUGGACUUUGUUCUUUUAAAACAGGUAACUAUAACAGUAUAAGCAGAAAAUGGGUAAUUUCAGCAUAAAAUUAUAAAUACAUGCAUUUAUUUUUUAAACUGAUAGAAAGCUACUUGCAGUAACUUCUAGAUAGGCUGGCCUUUUCCCCUCCUUCUAGAAUACCUUCAUGAAAACAUUUUUAUAUUUUAUUCUGCUCUGGACAAGAACUUCCAUUUGACCCUUAAGACACCUUGUCUUUAAGAAGUUACUUUGUAGGGCUUUGAUGCCAGGCAGUGUAUGUAUCUUGACCAGCCCUGCAGGAACGAAGUACAACAAUCAAACAUGCAGGAGCACACUGACAAGCUUUCCAAGAGGCAUGCCAAAAAGCAGCAUGGAUCCUUCACAGUGUUCUCUUUUACAGCAUGGACCUUUCCAAGCAACAAGCAGCUUCUAAAACAGAUGGAACUUAAGAGAUUGGUGGCCCAGUGGAUCAGCAGCUUAUCAAGAGCUGCUAUCACCUCACCAAGAAGGGACCAUGCUUCAGUGAAUGAGAACAAGCCAGAACUCAGCUACUGUAGUGAACUGUGAUCCACAUUCAAGAAGGUAAUACAACAUAAGGCAUUUGGUAGCAUUGCUGGUGCAUUCCAUUAAGGACUCUGCUAAUAGAUUGUAAUAUUUUGUAUUAUUAUACAAUCCAUUAAAGUUGGUUGACUUUUGUGUGUUAGA
Falco peregrinus (peregrine falcon) is the source of this 3705-nucleotide messenger RNA. Its product is annotated as C-C chemokine receptor type 5-like. The record is from RefSeq and is a predicted model, not a curated record. Gene Ontology annotation, molecular function: C-C chemokine receptor activity. Lineage: Eukaryota; Metazoa; Chordata; Aves; Falconiformes; Falconidae. Gene Ontology annotation, biological process: G protein-coupled receptor signaling pathway; chemotaxis; immune response. The transcript has 2 exons. Bases 194 to 1264 code for a protein of 356 amino acids. Gene Ontology annotation, cellular component: cytoplasm; membrane.